AUGAGGUGGACAGUGCCAGUGCAGGAAUUGUGCAUGCAUGUCAGAACUCUCACAGUGCUUAAGAUCAAGAAUACUGGGAGUAACAGAUUGCAUGUGGCAAUGCCUCAAAUAAAAACAAAGCAAGGAGACCCAUACAGUUUGUAUUUAAGUGUUGUUUCCAGAUAUGAAUGCCCAUUCUCAGCCAGCAGAGAAGCAUCUGUGUUUACAAAGUUGGGGCAGGGAAGAGAGAAAAAAGCCAUGCAUUUUACUGUCUGCACAAUUGUUUUUAAUUUGUAUAUUUGUGGGAUGAUUUUUAUUUUUGAACCAUCUGUGUCCUAA
Molecule: messenger RNA, 318 nt
Organism: Podarcis lilfordi (Lilford's wall lizard)
Lineage: Eukaryota; Metazoa; Chordata; Lepidosauria; Squamata; Lacertidae
Source: the annotation of a GenBank genome assembly